CCAACCUCCUCCUCCGCGACCGCGAACCUCUCACCUCCGCCAUACCAUCUGCUGAGUAUUCUUUUCCAGCUUCGCAACUUCAAACAACCACAUCCACCGCCCUCCGACAACCCCGACCGAACUCAACGCUGGAUCUAUUCUCUAACCUUCUGUCUCCCCUGCGCUCCGCACGACCACACUCCCUUGCCAGCAACCCGCCUCUCCCUUCGAAUCUCGGCGCGCCCCAUGGUCUUCAUCGCUUUAGUCGACUAAGGAACUCGCUUCGUCAAGCUUCGAAGAAUCGCGAAUCAAAACAACACCCUUGCCCGUCACCUGCGCAGAGCCGCACCACCACUGCGUCCUCCACCAACACCACCACCGCAGAAAUGCCCGCCCCUACAGCAUCGUCGGCCUCGACGCCGCCAGUAUCGUCAUCGUCACACGCUUCGACCGUGCUUCAGCUGCGAGGGUUGAUAUGGCACUCGUUGGACAAUGGCAUGUUGGAUACUGCGCUCUUCACCGCCGAGCGAUUACACGCGUUGGAUCCAAAAAGCGCCGACUCGGCACACUUGCUCGCGCUGUGUUUGUUUCGGGACGCUCAGUGCCGGAAGGCUGAGGCGUUGACGGAGAAGUGGUUGAAACAUGUUGGGUGUGCGUACAUAUAUGCGCAGUGUUGUUUGAAGUUGGGCGGCGGAAGAGAGGCUCAAGGGGUUAUCGCGCUCGAGGCUUGCAAGCGGUUAUGGAUUUCGUCUACUGGAUGGAACCACCAUACGGAUACGAACAGGAAAUCCCUGCCGGAUGCUGCCGCGAUACAUUGCUUGAUGGGGAAGCUAUGGCAGGCCCAGAGCGAUAAUAAGAGGGCCAUAGAUUCAUACGUUGCUGCCGUGAAGGCGAAUCCCUUUCUUUGGGAGGCUUUUACCGGUCUCUGUAAUACAGGUGUGAACCUCCGGGUGAACAACAUCUUCAAGCAAUCCUCAGAGAUGAUUGAAUUUUGCAAAAUCAUACCUGCCCCAACGAAUCCGAUGGUUCCGGAAGAACUACCACCGCGAACCCGAAACAUCGAGAACUACCAGAGCGAUCCAUUCGUAUCCACAACCCACAACCGGGAUCGCUCCGACCUUUCAUACAACAACCACCCUUCGUUUUUCAACAGACUGAACGAGGGCACCGGCAGCUCCAGUCACCUCGAAACACCAACCGCCCAGCCCUCUAGUGCUGGCCCCCACGACCUCCUCGGAAUGAGCAACAAUCUCCACGACAAGCCACCACCACCGCCACUACGAAAGACCCGUGCAGCUGCUGAACUUGGUGCCCGCAAACUUACAAGUCGAGCCGGCCGAGAUGUCAACGAAUCGAAGCGAGUAACUACUGAGCCAACAGCACCGGCGGCACCAGCUAGGAGAAGCACCAGGUUGAAUACGCUCAAGUUCAGCAGUAGCAAGUCAAGCACAGGCGAGCGCGAGACGAGAUUGACAACCAAAGAUCGCGAGCGCGAACAGAAGAAACGAGCGGUCAGUGCCCGUCUUCGAUCGAACCUCGCCAGCAGUGCUGCACUCGGGGGAGGCAAGGAGAAGGGUGGCUCGGAGGAUGUAAAUGUUCGUGGCAACCCGCAAGCAGCCGACGGCGCUCUGCCUGUGACUGCCGCCGAUAACAGCUCGGGCAAAAAGCGCAAAGCCCGCGGUGAACCAUCGCUGACCCGAUUGUAUAAAAAACAGAUGUCGGAAGCCCCGUCAAAAAUAUUCCAGGUGCCUCAGCCUCCCCAGCCUCCAGCCACCACAAAGGAUAAGUAUAAGGAGGAGGCCCAGUUAUAUCUCCUAGACAUGUACCGCAAGCUUGGGACCGGUUAUUUCAAUCUGAACCGGUACCACUGUCCUGAGGCACUUGCGGCGCUAGGAUCGUUAUCGGUUAGCCAGCGGGAAACUCCACGGAUACAGUGUCUUAUGGGUAAGGCGUAUUACGAAAUGGCGCAAUAUAACGAGGCGGAGACGGUUUUCACCAAGAUCCGGAGGAUGGAUGCAGUCCGAACAGAGGACAUGGAGGUGUUCUCAACAAUCCUGUGGCAUCAAAGGAAGGACGUCGACCUAGCUCACUUAGCAAAAGAGCUUAUGGAGCUUGAUCAGAAUUCGCCGGAGGCUUGGUGUGCCAUGGGCAAUUCAUUCUCCCUCCAGCGGGAUCAUGACAACGCACUCAGGUGUUUCAAGAGGGCAACACAGCUCAACCCCAAGCUAGCAUACGCAUACACGCUGCAAGGCCAUGAGCACGUCAGCAACGAGGAGUAUGAGAAGGCUCUCAACAGCUACCGCUUGGCCGUCGCAGCCGACAACAGACAUUACAAUGCUUGGUACGGCCUCGGAAAGGUUUACGAGAAGCUGGGCAAGUACGAGAAUGCCGAAAAACAUUUCCGCUCGGCGUCGAAGAUCAACCCUACCAAUGCUGUUCUCGUAUGCUGUGUGGGCAUGGUUUUGGAAAAGAUGAAGGACUUUGAAGGAGCUCUGAUGCAGUACAAUGCCGCUGUCAAGAUGUCCCCCGGAAGUGCGUUGUCUCGGUUCAAGAAGGCGCGGACUCUCAUGAGCAUGCAGAAUUACCAGGCUGCGUUGGAGGAACUUAUGAUUCUGAAGGAUCUGGCUCCCGAUGAAGCGAACGUGCACUUUACUCUGGGUAGACUCUUCAAGAGCCUGCAUAACAAAACGAUGGCGAUCAAACAUCUGACCAUCGCACUGAAUCUCGAUCCGAAGGCGGGACAUCUCAUCAAAGAGGUUAUAGAGAACCUCGAUGAAGAAGAAGACAGCUUUUCGGUGGAAGACUCCGAAGUGUACAGACUCUUGGAUGGCGACACUUAACAUCCGCCACUAAAAAAAAAGCUCCUGAUGAUCACCCCGCAGUAACGAUAUCCCAUGAACACCCGCAC
Molecule: messenger RNA, 2887 nt
Organism: Tricharina praecox
Lineage: Eukaryota; Fungi; Ascomycota; Pezizomycetes; Pezizales; Pyronemataceae
Exons: 6
Coding region: 366-2819 (817 amino acids)
Biological process (GO): cell division
Molecular function (GO): protein binding
Source: RefSeq, a predicted model, not a curated record